UUGAUUUCAUUGCUUUGCUUUAGCCGAAACGAAAAUGGCGGACGAGGAUGUAAACGGUGAUUCCGACGAAGUGCAACAAGAAAAAUCGCAGAAAAAAGCUGCAAAAUACGAUAGCGGUGCUGCGGAUUUAGAAAAAGUUACCGACUACGCUGAGGAAAAAGAAAUAACAUCAUCCGAAGGCUUUUCCAGUGCACUAAGUAUAAUUGGAGAUCGCCGUAACAAAGAGGCUGCAGAAAAGAAAGCAAAAGAAAAAGAACUUCUGAAAGUUUCGAUAAAGAAAGAAGAUGUCGAUCUUAUUAUGAAAGAGAUGGAAAUAAAUCGAAAUUUGGCUGAACGAACUCUGAGGGAACACAGGGGUGACGUUGUUGAAGCUCUUAUCACUCUUACCAAUUAAACUAAUUUUUCAAUCCGUCUACAGAAAAGUUGUCAAGAAAUUAACACCUCAUUAUUAUUCAACACUCAAAGAAGCCUAGAACUAUAAGAUCGAGAUGUGCAUAUUUAUUAAUAAUAUAUCAUUAUUCCUACUUCCUAAUGGUUACUUAUUUCAUCCCAAGUGCAACUGAAUCAAACAUCCGAUUGGUAAAAUACAAUGUAUCUUUAUAAAAAUAGUGGAAUCAAUACAUACCAGAUUCAGAAAGAAUUAUUCUUGUCGUUCAAAUUAUCAUGAUGUUCGUGAGUAAUUAAAAAAGUAAAGUCCAUUAAUUUUCUACAUUUUAUACAUUGCUCUUGGCGAAAAUUGUACAUAAUAAAUCUGUUUUAUACAGAUUUAGAAAAAAGAUAAUAGGACAAAUUAAUAAAUUCAUAAAAUUAUGUAUCGAAAAUUGAAAUUUCGAAAAUUACACUUACCGUAUCCGUAGUCAUCGCUAGUAGCACAAAUGCCAAAAUCAUUUUGAUGUUUUAAAAUAUCCAUUGAAUUUGCAAAAUUGCGAUCAAGCUCCAACGUAAGUUUGACCAAACUAUUUUAAAGAAAUUUAAUACCAACGCCGAAAACAAAUGUAAAACACUAAAAUUCUUUUUCUCAAGCAAAAUAGCCGAGUGAAAACUAAUGACACUGACUUCUCGUCGUUCAUUAAAAUAGCGUACAAAACGAGGGAUAGUGAAAAUCAUUCAUAUUUAUCAUCAUUUCGAGAUUAUGUAAUGAAAAUGUAAUUUAUUUGAUGUGGUGCAAUGACUUAAAAUAAAUGGAAAAAUGAACUUUUGUA
Messenger RNA from Venturia canescens, 1202 nucleotides. Its product is annotated as huntingtin-interacting protein K. Gene Ontology annotation, biological process: protein stabilization; negative regulation of apoptotic process. The transcript is spliced from 3 exons. The coding region runs from base 35 to 394 and encodes 119 amino acids. The record is from RefSeq and is a predicted model, not a curated record. Lineage: Eukaryota; Metazoa; Arthropoda; Insecta; Hymenoptera; Ichneumonidae.